This is a messenger RNA of Sclerotinia trifoliorum, 1824 nucleotides long. The record is from the annotation of a GenBank genome assembly. Lineage: Eukaryota; Fungi; Ascomycota; Leotiomycetes; Helotiales; Sclerotiniaceae.
CAACAGACCAAUUUUGAGUAUAACCAACAACCACGACUCUACUAAUACAUAAAAUACUCUCGCUCCACAACAUUUUGAUACCCGGAGGAGCUGAGUAGUAAGUUCAUCAUGUCUCUCGAUCCACCCACCUACCUUUAUUCGUUGAUGAACAACAUCCGCCAACGUCCAAUACCCUGGGAUGGCGCGGUACGAGCUGGCACAAUCACCGAUGAUCAGUUAAGCAAGAUUCGAGCUGUCGAUAAAGUAAGAAAAGAACAAAGAAAGGAGAUUGUAGAGAAAGAUCCGGAUGCGUAUAGAAAGCUUUUUGUUGGUUCGGAAGGAGAAUCAAGCGUUUUGGAAUCGGCAACGAAAGCAAAGCGCCCAGAUGUUGUUCAGUAUAUUUUGGUCUUGUUGGGCGAUUUACUCGAUGGUAUUAUAUCUGCCACUCAAAUGAGAACUGUAUGAGUACUGACGGAGACUGGAUAGAUAUUCCGACGUUAUCAAAGACUCUCUCGGAACACGACGAUCCAUACAGGCCUUUCCUCCCACUACUGGCCCAAUCCCCUGAACUUGAAAGCCCCAUACCCUUACUCACCUCUACGGUUCUCACAAGCAUAAUCUCCGGCUCUAAAGAUACAUCUCAAAAUGCUUUGGAGGCAAUGCCGAAACUGCUGCAUUAUUUAUCAACAUUGGCAAAGAGCUCUGAUGGCGGGUUACAGGAUAUCGCAGUGUUACAAUACUCAUCAUUGUUACAAGGCAAAAAGUCAAGAGAGCUAUUCUGGAAUCAAAGGUCUGACACAAUCGAACCAUUAAUUGCAAUCCUUAAAUCAGCUGCAGGUGUUACCAAUGGUGACUCUGAAUCAACAUUGUGGAGUGGUACUGCAAGUAUUCGAAGUGGACCAGAAGGAACGUUAGGCUGCGGAGUUGGUCUACAGUUGCUCUACCACGUACUCCUGGUUUUGUGGCAGUUGAGUUUUGAGGGUGCUGCCAUUGGCGAAGGACUUGAGGAGUAAGUAUUAGCUAUUGAGUGAUCCGUAGUUACACAACUAACUAAUUCAUAGCGAAUACGACAUUAUUCCACUUUACACGCAACUUUUGAGACUCUCACCAAAGGAAAAGACAACUCGAUUGUUAAUUUCCUCUCUAUACAACCUCCUUUCUUCGAAUCAGAGUUCAUUACUCCCCGUGGCGGUCUUCGCUCGUCUCCCAGCUCUUCUACAAAAUCUGAAUGGACGCCAUCUCACAGACGAAGAUCUUUUAGAGGAUCUCAAGAAGCUGAGCGAAAUUUUAGACGAGCACACAAAGACUCAAACUACAUUCGAUGAGUAUGCUGCAGAGGUAAACUCUGGCCAUCUUCGUUGGUCACCACCACAUCGAAAUCAAAUAUUUUGGGCUGAGAACGCUCGCAAAAUCCUCGAUUAUGAGCAAGGAGAGCUAUGUAAGAAGCUUGCGGAGAUUAUGAGUAAGCCUUGGGAAAAUGACAAGCAAGUUCUUGCUAUUGCUUGCAAUGAUGUAGGAUACUUGGUCAAAGAAGUUCCGGAGAAGAGGUAUCAAUUAGAAAAAUUGGGUCUCAAGACGAGAGUCAUGGAAUUGAUGUCGGAGCCUGACGAGACGGUGAGAUGGGAGAGUUUAAAUGCUCUUUCGGGAUGGUUGAGAUACAGUUUUGAGACGAAGUAAAGGAUUGGGUUGACGUGGUGAUUAUGGCCAUGGAAUAAGUUGUAUUAUUGAGAAGCUAGAAGCCUCAUGAGAGAGGCUGCAUCUUCAACCGUUUGCAAUUGAACCAACUCUCAGCAAACAAUCGAUUGUGUCGAUUACAAUUAGUGUAGAAACAAUGAUGAGGAUUUU